Messenger RNA from Naegleria lovaniensis, 3279 nucleotides. RefSeq lists its product as uncharacterized. The record is from RefSeq and is a predicted model, not a curated record. The transcript has a single exon. Lineage: Eukaryota; Heterolobosea; Eutetramitea; Acrasida; Naegleriidae. The coding region runs from base 1 to 3279 and encodes 1092 amino acids.
AUGGUAGAAACUGUGCUUUCGUCUCAUCAAUAUACUUCGGAUGAUGAUUCUUCUUCGGAUUUUCUUUCAGCUUUUGAAAACAGCAAGUUUCCUCAUGCAACGACAAAAAUUGCAAAAACAAUACCUCCUCUGAAAUUUCCCAAAUCAUCCUCUCAACAAGAUCUAUCGCUCAGGCAAUCAUCAUCACGAAGAAAUAAUGACACCAUCACCACUCCUAAAUCUUCAUCGAGGGAUAGGUACUCGAAAAAUACUACACCCUCCAAGCAAACACAAUCCUCGUCAAACAAAAAUUCGUCAUCGCGUUUACUGAACACCCAAUCGAGUCAAGUUGCCGUUGACAAUAACAACGUAAAAGAUGUAACUUCAACACCAACAAAAUUAGCUAACUCACGAAAACAAUCAGUAUCUUCGCUCCGACAAUUAGAAUCCUCUCUUCCAAAUAAGCCUCUCCAAGACAAACCCAACAGCACACCACGUUCCUCCAGAACAAGUACAAAUUCUCAGCAAUUGGGAAAGUCAACAAAUCAAACUCAAAAUAAUUUACCUCAUGUCAUCAACAACUCCAAAAUUAAUCAUCAAGAAAAUUCCAUCAAGCGAUUGACAUCCUCUAAAGUUGUCAAGGACUCUUCCAAAUCCUCCAAUCUCAACACUACCACUCCAAGAUCUUCCCGCACCUCUUCUUCCAUUAAUUCCAGUUCCAGCAGUACUAAUAAUUUAGGACAGCUUGUAAAAUCCCCCAUCCCUCCCUUAACCCAUGCUACCUCUUCUAAUUUAUCAACGAGUAACAAUGUCAAGACUGAAUGGAGUAAUAACUCUACCUCAGCCCUUUAUUUCUGCAGCAACAAUUCCGAGACGAACAGUAAGGAAUUAAAUAGCUCCCUAAAUUUUAACAAUUUAUCACAGAAAACAGUAACGUCUCAUGAACGUUCUGCAUUGCAAUCCUUUGAUACAUCACAAAAAACCAUCAAACCAAUAUCUGAUAUGAGCAAAAUAGAUGUCAAUCAUAGCGUACAAAAAUGCAUUGAUAAUCCAACAACUUCAUCUCGAAAAGAACUUUCAAAAGCAACCAAAAGCUCUUCUUUACCGAACAGUUCAAGAAAAAUGCAAGGAAAUAGCUCACAACAGAAAAAAUCACCACUUGGUACAAAUGUUGUUCUAUUUUCACAUGAUUUCGGUUUUGAAACAGAUUAUUAUCCAAACAUUCAGCCCAAUGAAAUUGAUCAUAUCAUUCAUGACGACGAUGAUGGAUCACCAGAUGACUCAUCCAUUGAAGUACUCACAGUUCGUUCUGCAGUUGAAGACAUGUUUUAUAAAACCCACAGUAAUUCUCAGACUCCUAGACUCGGAAAGCAAGGCUCUCAGAGCUCAUUGUAUGGUUCCACUUCUUCAUCGAGGUCAAAACAUAGCAAUACAAGCUCCCAUGACAAUGAAGAAGACAUACGAACCUUUAGUGAGAAGGAACUACGAAUGCUUCAGCAAAGCUUAUCCAAACACUCAGGAAGCAACCAUGUAGUUCAUGCAAAUAUUGAUGAUGAAAAAACAGAGAAUAAUUUUUGGGCUCAAGUUGAAAGAGAUCAUUUUUCGCUACUGAGCGACAGUGAAAAGAUGUACACACUGUUUUCGAGGUGGAUACAAGAGGAACAAGAAGAUGAAAUUAAGGAUCUCUACAAGCUCCAAUAUCAUGAGUGUGAUGUUCAAUCGACGGAAAGUUAUGAUCCACCACAAUUUCAAACCUAUGUACGUGACGAGUUAAGCAAACUGAAAAAAGCAUCAUCCAUCAUCUAUGAAGAAGCAUUUGUUCUAAUUGUAGACUAUUUCGUGAAUAUUAUUGUAUCACGGCAUGACCAAUCCUCAGUGUCGACCUCAUCAACAGUCGAUUUGCUUUUAGAGUGGUCCGAGUACAUUUCUCUCGAGUUUUUUGAUUACUUAGAUAUUAAGCGGAUAGGAAGUACUUCAAAAGAGUCUGUUUUUAUGAUUUUAUGUCUGAUAUCAGCUCAAUGCAAACGAAAAUUAUGCCUUUUUCUUGAAAUAUUUGGAGAAACGAUUUUUGAGCUGUGUCGUUCUUCCUCAAUUGUGUCCUCUAGUCGUAGCUUGAAACGCUCAUCAACUCAACCAAAGAUGACAAGUAUUCAUGAGGCAAGAAAAUUGGCAUUCAUGUGUGGUAUUGAUGAUAUUCAGUUCACAAAAACUCUUGUGAGAUAUAAUUAUCAGGAUUUGGAAUGGCUCGACUUGGAAACUUUUUUAAAAGUUUACAGGCACAUCUUCCUAAAGUUCGACAGAGGAACACUUCAUGAGAAGGACUACUUUGUUCCUCCCAUGAUUUCACCCUCGACUGACCGUGCCACAGCUCCUCCAAUCUCUGCAAGAAAAGUAGGUGGCAGUUGCAGUAGCGAGACGAGUAGUAGCAAUCGUAGUGGUGUACACCCUAACACACCUAUGGCUGUAGCGUCGACUAUUAGCACCAUCGUUUCGUCAACAACGAAUAGUAACAACAACAGUGCACAUCCUUCUCUUGAAGGCACAGCUCUUCAUAUGGACAGUCUGUGCUCCACCAUUAACUCCUCGUCGUCUGUUGUCAUUGAGACAGCGUCAACAUUGUCUGAAAUGUGCCAUCCUCCCUCAAAUGCAGUCACCUCGAAUCAAGAUGGUGUCAACAAAGCUCAAUCAACCCAGCAACAGCCAGCAGGUACUCUCUCAAGCGUUGCAAAUGCUUUAGCCAUCUUGGCGUCGUCAACGGUGACACCUCUUGCAACAUCAGUAACUCCUAACACUGAGAUGGAAAACUUUUAUGACCCUCCUUCAUCUGGACGAACACCAAAACAAAUCUACAGUAGCUCUAAAAAAAUUGCCUUUCCCCUUAGAGGUAUUUCACAAACUCAGCUGGUUGACACUCUUUCUGAGAAUUCCCAUCAGAACAGAACAACAACGAACAAACACAGUGAAAAUCUUGGAAAAGUACAACACUCUCUCAAGCAUGAAGAAACUCCCUAUUUCAUUGAAGAAGAAAUCAGCAAGAAGCAAAUACCAUUAGUCAGUGAUGAGAAAUUCUUGGAAGAAACCAAAGAAAAGGUCUUUGUACCUGCCCAUCCUCACAACGAUGUUCAUUCUUCAAAAAGCAAAUCCUCUUCAAAAUCUUCCACAAAAUCCUCAAACAGCAAACGCAACAAAUAUCUGGUCAAUGCCACCAAUGAUGUCACCAGUACACACAAGAAAACAGUGCAUUCCACCAAUGAAAAGAAAGGCAGUAGUCGAAAGAGGUGGAAAUGCUGUAUCAUGUAA